This is a messenger RNA of Heterobasidion irregulare TC 32-1, 1685 nucleotides long. RefSeq lists its product as uncharacterized. Bases 1 to 1473 code for a protein of 490 amino acids. Lineage: Eukaryota; Fungi; Basidiomycota; Agaricomycetes; Russulales; Bondarzewiaceae. The transcript has 8 exons. Gene Ontology annotation, molecular function: oxidoreductase activity, acting on the aldehyde or oxo group of donors, NAD or NADP as acceptor. The record is from RefSeq and is a predicted model, not a curated record.
AUGGCACAACAGGACUCGGUACCCUUUGUUCACCUCUUCAUCGACGGCAAGAAGCGACCCUCGAGCACGGGGGCCACCUUCGCCGUGCAUAAUCCAUACCACAAGACACAAGUCGCUACAUCUGCCUCCGCCUCUGCAGAUGACUGUCGCGCCGCUAUCGAAUCCGCGCAUCGCGCGUUCCCUGCAUGGGAGGCAGCUCCCCUUGCUGUUCGGCGCGACAUCUUCCUGCGCGCUGCGGUCAUUAUGGAGAGCGAGGAAUGGCAACGCAAGGCCAUAGAGGCCUUGCGAGACGAGACCGCAUCUACGGACGCCUGGGCGAAGUUUAAUUCGAUCCGGGCAGACGCCGCGCUGCGGAACGUGGCAGCAAUGGUGAACGAGCUCAAAGGUGAGACGUUCCCCAGCGUGUGGGGUGGCGGUCAGGCAUUCGUGCAGCGGCGGGCUCAAGGAGUCGUGUAUUCCGUCGUACCUUGGAACGGUCCGAUCCCUCUAACCAUUCGAGGCGCUGCGAUCCCCAUGAUCUGCGGUAACACGGUAGUCCUGCGUCCAUCUGAGUACAGCCCUCGCACGCAAGCCUUGGUCGUUGACGCAUUUCACGAGGCCGGUCUUCCACCAGGCGUGCUCAACUACAUCCCGAUCUCACGCGAAGACUCUAUUGUUCUCACUCCGGAGAUCAUAGCACACCCUUUUGUGCGGAAGAUCACAUUCACUGGCAGCGAUCGUGUCGGGAAGAUCAUCGCCGCAGAAGCCGCACGCCACCUCAAGCCAUGUGUGCUCGAAUUAGGCGGAAAGGCACCCGCGAUUGUUCUCGCAGACGCUGAUAUCGACGCUGCAGCACGCGGAAUUGUCUACGGAGGGCUGUUUAACUCUGGUCAAAUAUGCAUGUCCACGGAGCGCGUUAUCAUCCAGCGACCAGCCGAUGCACCGCUCAUCGAAGCUCUCAAGAAGAACAUCGCGUCUCUCAAUGUCGGUGCACCCGAAAGCGCGCGCCUCUCCGCUCUUUUCAACGAGGGGAGCGCCGAAGGAGUGGUUGGACUGCUCGAGGAUGCGAAGGCUGCAGGCGCAGAGCUGGUGUUAGGGGAUGCGACGCGAGAGGGGACCAUCGUGAAGCCGCACCUAGUACUCGGGGUCUGCCCGGGGAUGCGGCUCUGGGAGAGGGAGAGCUUUGGACCGAUUCUGUCGAUCACAGUUGUCGAUACUAUCGAUGAGGCGGUCGAGUUGGCGAAUUCGUCAGAGUAUACGUUAGCAGCGUCCCUGUGGACCAACGAUGUCUAUAACGCCAUGGACGUUGCCAUGCGAGUGCGGUCUGGCGCGACGAACAUUAAUGGGCCCACUAUAAACACUGAGUCAGGGCUUGGAAAUGCAGGCAUCGGUGGUGCGAGUGGCUACGGCCGGUUCGACGUCGAGAACUUUACCGACAAGCGCCUUGUGGUUAUCCAUCCUCGGAACAGGACGUAUCCAAUGCUCGAUACAUGACUGUUUAGAAGGAGAUAUCGGUAGGGAUCCUGAACAUAUGAUUUAUACCUAUAUUUCCAUAGAUGUAAGAAUAAUCGGUGUGGAUCGGUAAGGGGAGUUAUGUACGUCAGCGAAAGAAUUCGGAGGAUAUCCUGUAAAUUACUGUACUUUACUGCUUUGCACUUACCUAGGCUCCACAUUUCAACGUUAUCAUAGACAAUAGUUCCCAGUUC